CAGGCACUCGCAGGAGAAGUCAUUACCAUCUGGACUAGCAGUGGGACGAGACUGGAGAACUGAGCUGCACCUGUCCCACACACACUCACACACACACACACACACUCAGGGGAGAGAUCACUCACAGCCUCUAUGUGUGGCUGGGACCAAGGCGUCCUGGCUGCUUCUCAUCACAGCUCAGCAAUGUUGACUACUGAGGGAGCGCCCUACACCGCCGACAAUGAGGAGCUCAAGAUGGACGUGGAGGAUGCAGACAUGACAAAGUGGACGGAGGAAGAGUUUGAGGAGAAAUGCACGUACGUGGUGAAGGACCACACCUGGGAGGGUCCGGCGGAGGGCACACGGGCCGAGGCGUCGCUGCCCAGGAACCUGGCCUUCAAACACCCGCCGCACGCCACAGAGAUCAUUGGCGUAGUCAGCAGAGAAUACAUCCCCAAAGGCACACGCUUCGGCCCCCUUGUGGGAGAGAGUUACACUGCAGAAAAUGUCCCCAAAGAUGCCAACAGGAAGUACUUCUGGCGGAUAUACUCAAAUGGAGAGUUCCGUCAUUUUGUGGACGGACUGGACGAGGAGAAGAGUAACUGGAUGCGUUAUGUGAACCCAGCUCAUUCCCAGCAGGAGCAGAACCUUGCCGCCUGCCAAAACGGGAUGAGCAUCUAUUUCUACACCGUCAAGGCCAUUCCUGCAGACCAGGAGCUUCUGGUGUGGUACUGCCCCGAGUUUGCUCGCCGCCUUAACUACCCUGCCUCUGGAGAGAUUAUGAUGCAAAAACUCAAGCAGAGCCUGAUUGAAGCCAAGCAGCAAGCGACCGAAGUCAAGCACCCGGUGAAAAGAGAGCACAGCGUUUCAGAGAUCUUGAAAGACGUUCUGCAAGAACCUAGCAGACCUCUUCCCACCCGUCCUCGUUGCCCAAACACCCCAGACCGACCUCUCUACCCCAGUCCCGUCUAUCCGCCCCGCCCUUCCCUAAACGAGGACAUUUUAAAGAGCACCACAGUGUUUGGCCACCCGACACGCUCCCACAGACAGUUUUCAGCGACGCCCAGCCCUUCCGCACACAGCAGUCCCGAGAGAAGUCCAGAAAGCAGUCCUGCACCAGCAUCCCUUGAGCCACGAGACACUCUUCUCUCCUUCUCUCCAGCACUGUUCAGUCGAGGCCUGAACCACUACCAUGGCUACUCACCGGCCGGCUCAAUGCCAUUCUACCCGAACCCGCACUACUCGCGCUACCUCAUGCCCCACUACCCUGUUAGUAGUUUGAGUGGGCCACCAACCCUAGGGGGUAUGUUUCCACACAUGUACCCAUUUUACAGCAGCCUGAUCCCCCCUCACGUACCCUUCCCACCCGGAAUGCUUCCAUCCGAGGGCGGUCGACAAUUCCUGCUUCCCCCUGACUCUCCGGCUCACAGGGAUCUCCUUCUACCAGCGGCCACCAGUGCCUUUUCCGCAGCCACUUCUCUGAAAGACAAACCCAUCAUCCACGGGCACGGGCACCACUACGCCCCUGCCGGCGGGUCUCCAACAGCCGGUUCGGGAGCCUCUACGGGACGCGUUCCUACCAAGCCUACCUCAGCCGUUCUGAGCACCAGCCGCACAGAGGACGAGGCCAUCAAUCUCAGCAAGAUGAAACGAGGCUCCGCAGGCUACAAAAGUCUCGAUUAUCCACUCAAGAAGCAGAACGGGAAGAUCAAGUACGAGUGCAAUGUUUGCACCAAGACUUUCGGUCAACUUUCCAAUCUCAAGGUUCACCUGCGUGUCCAUAGUGGCGAACGACCCUUUAAGUGUCAGACCUGUAAUAAAGGUUUCACCCAGCUGGCUCAUCUGCAGAAACACUUUCUGGUGCACACCGGAGAGAAACCCCAUGAGUGCCAGGUGUGUCACAAGCGUUUCAGCAGCACGAGCAACUUGAAGACACAUUUGCGGUUGCAUUCUGGGGAAAAGCCCUACCAGUGCAAGAUCUGCCCAGCCAAGUUUACACAGUUCGUCCACCUCAAGCUGCACAAACGGCUACACACACGAGAGCGACCACACCAAUGCCCGCACUGCCACCGCAACUACAUCCACCUCAACAGUCUCCGGCUCCAUCUCAAAGGCUAUUGCCUAGCGCUCAUCCCUCCUCCCAGCUGCAGCCUCGACGAACUCAACCGCGUCAACGAGGAGAUCGAACGCUUCGACAUCAGCGAUAACGCAGACCGGCUGGAAGAGAUGGAGGGGUUUGACGUGGACGGCAUGGUGGAGAAACAGAUCUUCGGUUUGCUCUGGCAAGAGAUGGAUUUUAAGGCGUCGUAUCACACGGUUAGCACUAGCGGAGACCGGCACCCGUCGACACCGUAUCGUCUGAGCGAACACGGAAGUGAGGCGUCGGUCAUCAAGGUUCAUUGCAGCAGCCCUAUUCAACUCCUACCCAUCACGGUUAAAAAGGAGACAGAGGAGGCCAUGGAAACCUAGCCGACGAGACACUUUGGACAAGAACACACAAUUCUUCUCAAAGAAUCAGGCCUUUAAAGGGAUAGUUCACCCAAAAAUGAAAAUUAGCCCAUGAUUUACUCACUCUAAAGGUGUGUGUGACAUUCUCAUCAAUCAUCAAGUGUUACUCGUGGCGUAAGUCGACUCCCGGAAGCUAGUUAUUUUAAUAUAACUCCGAUUGUGUUUGUCUGAAAGAAGAGUGUCAUACACACCUAGGAUGGCUUGAGGUCGAGUAAAUCAUGGGCUAAUGUUCAUUUUUGGAUGAACUAUCCCUUUAAGUUCAGGGACUUCAGUACUCAGGGCUAACAGACAUUGAUCCAGUCCAUCAGUGCUCCAGUAUGUCCUACACAAAUGAUAAAGACAAUCAUAUCUUUUUUUAUUAUUAUUAUUAUUAUUUGCUCUUCUUGGUGUUCAUUUUAAGUUUGUUACGUAAUCUAUUUAAUUUAUUGUUCGACGCGUCAUUCUUCACAACCAAAAUGAUGUUUACAAUGACUCAUUGUAAUUUACUGUUUUAUAUAUUUUCUUCUACUAUCUUCUGGUUCCUGUAAAUAGUGUCCCGGUUGACUGUGAUUUCAUGCGCGACUGCAAAGAGCUUCCCACAUUCAGGUCGAUUUUUUAAUGUGGGCUGAAGUCAGAGAAAGACUUUUUUUUAACUCUAGGAAAGGUUACAUAUCUGUGUACGUGUUUUACAAAACAUGUAUUCUCUUAAUGUUGAGCUCUACACAAUAUAAUGAAUGCAAAAAAGGGCAUAUUAUAUAUUAACAACUGUUACCUCAGAUGUGGGAGUGUGUGUGCGUGUGUGUGCUUGUACUGAGAGCUAUAUGUGAUGUUUAGUCGCAGUGUGCAGUCUGUGAGGUCGACACUGCGUUUUCUUCCUUAUGUGUGGCACAUCACUGAAACCAAAAGCGAUAAAGAAACGAGAAUGUGUGAACGAUAACCAAAGUGAACUCUUCAGAGAUGUGCGGACGCAGUGUGAGCUGCUGCGACUGUCUGUUCUGAGGUCAGUGGUGGCGAUCACCUCGGCCUUCGUAUGCACUGGCUCUUCGUCUUUCUUCUUGUGUUUGUACUUUUCCCUUUGUUUUUAAUAUGAUUCUGUAUUAGCAGGAGCAAUGUGCUGUGAGGUAGUAUCUCACAGUCCCUAAAGUAUGACCAAAGUCUACACCUCAACUUCAGCUUUAAAUGAAAGAAAAAGACUGUGUUUGUUUACAUACUGGUUUACGUAGCUAUUUAAGUACAGCUUUGACAAAAUGUAAAUUAUAAUAUAAAUCUUCACUGAUCUAAUGCA
Messenger RNA from Pimephales promelas (fathead minnow), 3751 nucleotides. RefSeq names its product PR domain containing 1a, with ZNF domain (gene prdm1a). NCBI's taxonomy places the organism in Eukaryota, Metazoa, Chordata, Actinopteri, Cypriniformes, Leuciscidae. Gene Ontology annotation, biological process: cell fate commitment; regulation of transcription by RNA polymerase II. Gene Ontology annotation, cellular component: nucleus; cytoplasm. Gene Ontology annotation, molecular function: protein binding; RNA polymerase II cis-regulatory region sequence-specific DNA binding; DNA-binding transcription repressor activity, RNA polymerase II-specific. The record is from RefSeq and is a predicted model, not a curated record.